AGCAACAGGCCACGGAGGGAGUUGAGAGAGAGAGCGGGAACCCCUGAUGCCCCGUGGAUUGGAGGAGAAUUUUGGCGCGGAAGACAGAGGAGGAGCUGAGGGAGAAGAGGAGAGGAAGACGCUGCAGGACCGUGUGUGUGGGGUCCGGCGUGAGGAGCGGCGCACGUGAACGGGGAGCCGCCGCAGAGGAGAGCAAAGAGCCGCCAGCCGCAGCGGAGGAUAGAGCAGACUCCCGCCAGCCGCCGCCAGCAAGGGGUCCGGGCCGCAGAAGGAGAGAACGCGGUCAGCCAGGGAGGCACCGCCGGCCACCACUACACGGCGCUAAGGGAGGGAGCGGACCUAACGUCCGAGGCUGCCGAGUAAGAGCCGCAACAGGUGCAGACAGGAAGCACCGCCGCGCAGAGGGAAAAAGGAGAGAGAAGCUGCUGCCACCCACGCAGAAGGGAGACAACCAGCAGCAGGUACUGGGUCAGUGAGGUCCAGCUGUAAUAGAGUGUAAAGGGUAAAAAGGGGGACGCCCCUGCUCAUUCCAAUCCCAGAAAGCUCCCCUCAGCCUCCAUUAUACCUGGCCCUUACAGUGACACUCUGCAUGAGCUAUCUCUAUGUGAGCUCCUCUGAAAGUCAAUAUUUUGCUUAGGAGUAGAGUGACUCUCAGUGACUUUUCCGUGGAUACGAAUACGGUCAGUACCAUUAGCAAUUGCUGCCGUGUUAUCUUACCAACAGUUAGUACUGCACACCUUCCUACAAGUACUUACCUUACGUCCACUGACGUCCCCUCCGGAGUUUACUGUUGGGAGUUCAAGUACUUUGUUAAAGGGACACUGACCGCAAAUGCCCACUGGGCGCAGGAACUGAACAUUAGUGCCCGGCGUGUAGCGCCAUCCUAUGGAUAGUUUAAGAAGUGCAACAGAAUUACUGUCAGGACAUUCCUUACUCUAAAGAUACCAUUACAUACCAAAUGAUUGCUAUUGCAUGUAACAAUAUUUGAUCGUCUGCCGAGUUAUUGUCAUGCCUGCUGAAAUACAUAGGCUGUAACCACUGUUGUAGAUAGGGAAAGAAAUAGGGUGUUGAGAUGAUGUUUAAGAUAUGCAUUUGCACCAAGUGAGGACGGAGUUAUAGCGGUGACCGAUAUCUUCAGCGUAAUAAAUGGUUGUCACCGUCCCCCUGCGUACUGGUUCUUGAGCAUAUUGUGUUUGGGUUGUCUUCCCGGGGUUCUCCUGGUCCUUCUGCCGCAGCGUCACAGGUGACAGGAAGAAUAGUCGCGGAUCUCGACAUCGUUGAAGAGUGGAUACGGCCGACCACGAAAACGACAGAGCUUCAGCUGGUGAGUUUCACAAAUGAGGUGCAGGAAUUUAGCCAAGCCAAAAAACAGGAUGUGGUGUCAUUUAUUAAUCUCUCGACUAUCGGUACAAUUACCAAGAUCCCAAGUCUGAUUGAAGUUUUCAUGUAUAUGUAACAAGUGGUCUGGGUCAUUGGACUGGAGCUGGACUGGAACACACAGAUAGGCAGGCUAUUUUUGAAAUUACAGAAGCAUACAGGCAAUGUGUGGAACUGAUUGAAGAAAGCAGCUUUAAAGGUGACCAGUUUAUCAACAUAAUAGGAACAGAGUUCAAGAAACUAAAAGAAAAAUUCAGAGUUAUUCUUGCAAAGUUCAGUAAAAGGGUCUGCCCAAACAAGAAAGGUGAAGUUAAUUGUGGUAUAAUGAUGCAAACAUUUACAACCUGUGAAAGCUGUGAAGAAGAGAAACUUGUUUGUGUAGGAGGUCCAGCAAAGCUCUCAGAUUGGUUUGAUAAAUGCAGCUGUUAUUGUACUUCUGAAAAAGCUUGUCAGGAUUUGCAAACUGGCCAAAGUUGUACACCCUGUAAAAACUAUAUUCAUUUCUUUAAUGCAGCUCUAUUCUGUGGAGAGAGAAUAAUGGAAGUUGAAGAAGAUGAAGAUCUGAUCUUGGACUGUAGAUUAAUGUGGCAUUUAAAAUUGGAGGACCAAUAUCAAUUUGCAUUCUAUAAGAACAGUGACCAAUUUCCCAUGAAGAUGUCAGAUGAUCCCUUCUUUGUGAAGAAAGAAAUGCAAAUGAAUGACUCCGAUGUAUACCUAUGUCGUACACAAUUACUUUCGGGUAUUCCAGUCAGCAUCAUUACAUAUAAAGUAAACGUUGUGAAUAGACGAACAACUAGAGCGUUCAAGCCCCGGCCUACAUUGCCAGACAUUGCUCCUGACAUACCACAUACAGCAGCUAAUGUGGAUAUUGAGGAAACAAUCAGCACACAUGCUCAGAUUGUAACAUAUGUUUGUGGCAGCUUCAUCAUCAUAGUCAUUUUAUCCCUGAGUGUGUACCUGUUGUGUAAGAAGGAAACAAUAACAAAAAAAGAUUUUAAAAAAGAGAAAAAAUAUCUGGAAGACAUGGAAGCUAUGAUGUCCUUGAAUUGCCUGUCUUGAUAAAUUGGUCCGAAACUUCGACGGCAACACUGCUUGAACUAAAUGAAACCAUAUGGAAAUUUUCAAAUAUGUCUGAAAGACUGAUUUUUGGCGUGAAUGCACCCUCCACCUGGGUGGUAGAU
Molecule: messenger RNA, 2558 nt
Organism: Pseudophryne corroboree (corroboree frog)
Lineage: Eukaryota; Metazoa; Chordata; Amphibia; Anura; Myobatrachidae
Gene: IZUMO1
Product: izumo sperm-oocyte fusion 1
Exons: 15
Coding region: 1702-2436 (244 amino acids)
Biological process (GO): heterotypic cell-cell adhesion; fusion of sperm to egg plasma membrane involved in single fertilization; sperm-egg recognition
Cellular component (GO): acrosomal membrane; plasma membrane
Molecular function (GO): signaling receptor binding; protein binding involved in heterotypic cell-cell adhesion
Source: RefSeq, a predicted model, not a curated record